AGUGACAGAUCUGGCGAAUUAAAACGAUGCAGAGAGGGAGAGACGAGUCGGGGCCAUAGCUGUUCAGAUUUUGGGAGGGAAGUCAACAGCGCUGGAGCAGAGCGACCUCAAGAACAGCAAAACACACAAAAUAUCGCUGGUCCGGUGUGUUGCAGAAGGAUAGGAUGUGGCUCUUCGAAAAAAUUAGAGGCUCUGUGGAGAACAAUUUGAAUCGCUCCGGAGACGCCGGCGGCAGGGACAAGCAGCCUAAGGCUCCCAUGUUCAGCAAUGUGUUGACCCCAGAUAAAAUCCCUGAUUUCUUUAUCCCUCCCAAAUUUCCGAACAACUCGUCCGAGGGAGCGCCCGCCGAGAACGCCGAAAACCGGCAGAAGUCGUCAAACUUGAGACCUUCCACCUCCGAGCAGAUCUUCGUCACUAGGAGACCCCAAGGCAGCCCCAGGGUGAAGAGUAAGACCUCUUCGGAGGCCGGCAGCAACCUAUUGAAGGUGGCCAACCGGCACAUCAUUCAGAUCGAGAGUGCGGAUGAAGCCAAUUCUGAUGACUUGGCAGAGCCUGGCUGCAACACCAAUUAUGACCCUCAAUCGCAGAGCGCCAUGUCGCUCCCUUACAUCCCGAUGACACAGACUUCCUAUGGCUUUUCCACUUUGGUGGAGAGUCCCCACACCAGGAGGAAGGAAUCAUUGUUCCAUUCUGAUCACGGGAGCCCCGUGACCUCGCCCAGCUCCCCAAGAAAGCGCCCGUCUGGCCACAGAGGCAAUGGGGACAGCCAGCAUCUCAACCCACCAGAGUUUAGCCUGUCCCUGGCGAGCACCUACAGAUACUUCAGUGGCGGAGAGAGCGACACUGCCUCUUCUGCCGAGUCCUCCCCCUUUAACUCGCCCCUUCUCUCCCGCUCGGUCUCAGGGGCGUCGCUGCUCAAGAUGUUCAGCCACGAGAACCUGGCCAAGCACUGCAAGCCCCUUCAGUCGUUCACCCGCAACAGUUCCUUGUCCACGGACGAGUGCAGCUCCACCGAUGCCAGCCCAAAUAUCUCCAAAAGGCUCAGGUGUCCCACGCCUCCAGCUGGUGGUCCUCCAGCCGCACAGGGGGUUCUCCCGCUCAGCUUGCUCCAAUAUCAAGACCGAGUCCAUAAAGAGCACACUAUCCGCCUCAACAGGGGGGGUGCCAUCAGGCUGGCUGCGGAGUAUGACUGCACGAACGCCCGGCUUCGCAUCCGGAUAAUCACUGCGGAGGACCUCUACGACAAGACUUUGGACAACAAGAGCAUCAACUGUUGCGUCAUUUUGUACCUGACUCCCGGAAAGGUCCAGAAGCAGCGGAGCACCAUCAUCAAGAAUAGCAGAAACCCGAUUUUCAAUGAAGACUUCUUUUUCGACGGACUCCCGCUUGAUGAGUUUAAGAGGGCGGCUUUGAAACUGAAGGUCGUCAACAAAGCCUCCAGCCUCAAGCGCGAUGCCGUCCUGGGUGAGAAAGAAUUGAAAUUGUCCUUGUUGCUUCCUUUCUUCUGAUGUGGGCUAGUUUUCUGCCUGGGGGAAUGCGGUGACACAUCCCUAACUGGUCAAUAAACGGCUGAGCUCCUGUCUUUAGCUCGAAUUUGAUGAACCUUUAAGAAAUUUGAAAAAUCUUGAACACUAACAGGGCUAAAGGGAUGAGUUGUCAAACUCAAGAGGUGGGUGGUGGAAAUCGUUUACAUGAGUUAGGCCCCUCGAAGAAGUCCGUAUGUUUGUUAACAUUAUUUUGACCAUUAAUACCACCAUUGAAGGAGAAGGUACAACAUGGAAAAGUCAGACAUUGCAUUGAGAAGAGGCUGUUCAAGGAUAGCAUUGAGUUGCAUUGCUAGGAGCCCAGUGCGAUUCUCUCCUCUGGCAUUGAUCCACACUCCACCCAGCACACUGCUAACAACCUCAACAGUUCUGCAACAACUUUACGAAGAGUCCCACAUUCUAUUGGUAAAAAAUACACUAAAGACUUUACAGGACUUACCGUGCAUCUUGUGAACCUUGUGAUGUUAGAACUGGCUGAUCUGAGGGCUCUGAAAAGUUUCAUUCAGAGAGUUGUACUGUAAGUGCUCACUUCCAGUGUGCAGUGUGUGUGUGAUGAUGGUGAGGGAGUGGUGGGUUGGUCAGCUCUGGAGAAUGGAUCUGGGACUCUCAUUCCUUCCCGGGAUUUAAAAAAAAAGUCAUAACUGUGAAAGGGGGGUAGGGGUCGUGGAAAACUUAAGUUGUUAUUAACUUUUGUUGAAGUUUCAAGACUAAAAUGUACAUAUUGUGAGAGAUAGAAGUAAAUUGUUGUUCACCAACCAUUUGUGAGGUAUGUAUCAUUCUGACUUUAGUAUAAAAUAUAUGAAUAUUUUGACUAUAUAACUUGUUUCUGUGUACAUAUUGCUUAUGGGGGAAAUGUGCCAACAGAUCUUUUACUUACUAAUUUGCUAAGGCAUUCACCACCACAGAAAACUGUAGGUAGCAACAUUUUAGACUAAUAUUCUCACUGAAGGAAAAACUAUUAUUAUGCUCUCUGGUGGAUUGUUUUUUCUCUCUCUGCAAGUGGAUGUAUGGUGUUAUCUAUAUAAUAUUGCCUGAUUUAUAUUAUAUUUAUGCUUGAGAAUGACUUAAUUAAGGUAAGUUUCUAAAUAGUGUUUGAUAGGUUGGUGUUGGUGCACAGUAAUACCAUUGUGUGCAUGCUUGUUGAAAAGCAAAGCAUAAUGCUGAGCACUGUCAUUGACCAGUUAUGUGAAACUGUGACCAUAUAUGGAUUCUUGUGACAACACCAAGAAGCCCAUACAUCUGACUUAGUGUUGUGAAAUCACAUUUAUUUAUUGAUUUAUUUUCAUUAAUGGUAGGGAUAUAGAGUUAGCAUUGCACUAAUAAAUGGUUUUAAACAGUUUUGGAAAGUACAUUCUGUGGGUGAAAGAAACAAGAUAUUGUAUCUUUAUUCAUCAGUAUCUAUUUCUAACUAAAUUAACAAAAGAGGGCUGGAACUAAAUUAGCUUACCAAAAUCAUCUGGGACCCAGUGUCAAUGCUGAAAUGAUAGCUUUGGCAUUUAAAAAUCUUGUUUAAAUAUUACAGUUCUGCAAAACACAGGAAUAAAAUUUAAAAACACAAAUGCAAACAACAUCUCCAUUUUAUGUGCAGAGCAUAAAAUUGAUUGAAUAAAAAAUCCUCCUCUAAAUUCAUGACAAUCAAUUCGUAGUAUGUUGUCUUUCAGGAUUAUUAAAAAGGCAUUUCACACUAGCUGCAAUUCUAAUGAACCUCAUGUUGUUUGGUUAAAUUGGGCAAUGAAUAAUCCAUUUCCCAUUUCCUAGAAGACUGCAAAAAAAUGGUCAGUUGUGACCAGUGUAAGCACAUCACUUUUCAACUCUGAUCUCAGGAUCAUAGAAUAUUUAUGGCACAGGAAGAGUCAUUUUAAUUAAAGCAGAUUUUACAAAGAGCAAAAGCUGUAUUAUUGAGCUGCUGUCAUGGAAAUAAAUCUUUUAUAAGUAAUUUGUAUGAAAUCCCUCAUAAAUCAUACAUAUUCUGAAGAAUUUAGAUAAACUUAAAUUAUUAUUUGAUUCUUUAUUUAUUAAGUAAAUGAGAAUGACUGUUUACAUUUUGUGCAAAGUGUUGUACAGGAUCUUCUAGAUGUUGUAAUUUGCCUCUUUUUUUUGCUACUUAAUUUAUUAUGCCGGAGAUAGUGUUAUUGACAAUCAGGGUCCAUAAAGCUGAUCUUCAGAGUUUUGCACUGUUCAGUCUGUCCCGCUUGUAAUUGUAAGUUAAAUAUAGACAUCUGGUGGAUAAAUGAAGUCUGCACUAUGUAUUGAAUCAAUAAAAAAAAAGCCAUGGCGCUACUGCUUUGCUUAUUUGUUGGAAUACUUAAGAUGGGAAACAUAUUAAGAUAAUGAUUUGCAGUUGGAGGGCGCACCAUUUUUCUCCUGGGGAUAAAAUAUAGAUUGAUGCAUUUGUAAUCCAGAUUUCAUCACAUUAAUGCUGUAAGUUGUAAUCACUUAAGGUUUUAACAAACAGCUAAUUGAAGGACAUCUUUAAUCUGAAUCUAGCCUUGUUGUAAGAUGUCUGGAAGGCAGUAACCAGCAGUGUUGUCUGCAGAUCUAACAUACCUCUAGCUUUA
Hypanus sabinus (Atlantic stingray) is the source of this 4102-nucleotide messenger RNA. RefSeq names its product C2 calcium-dependent domain-containing protein 4C-like. The coding region runs from base 165 to 1508 and encodes 447 amino acids. Lineage: Eukaryota; Metazoa; Chordata; Chondrichthyes; Myliobatiformes; Dasyatidae. The transcript is spliced from 2 exons. The record is from RefSeq and is a predicted model, not a curated record.